Messenger RNA from Panthera uncia (snow leopard), 2177 nucleotides. RefSeq names its product plasminogen activator, urokinase receptor (gene PLAUR). Bases 297 to 1301 code for a protein of 334 amino acids. The transcript has 7 exons. The record is from RefSeq and is a predicted model, not a curated record. Gene Ontology annotation, cellular component: plasma membrane. NCBI's taxonomy places the organism in Eukaryota, Metazoa, Chordata, Mammalia, Carnivora, Felidae.
GCAGGAAGCAGGAGAAUUGGAAUUUGCACCUCGGCUGACUGGAGACGGCCCGUGACCACUACACAUGAGUCAGAGCAGAGCCAGCCCCCCUACUCCUGGCCGGCCGCGCCCUGGCAAAGGAAGUUUUUGAGGAGGAGGGGUGUGGGGGGAGGAGAGGGAGUCACCCACGCAUCUGGGGCUGACUCGCUCUUUCGCAAAAUCUCUGGGAGGAGCCCCGGGGCCACAAAACUGUCUCCUUCCCCAGGCCAGACUGAGAGGUGCAGGGAGGCCGCCGACAGGACCUGCUGCCACCAGACAUGGGCCGCCCGCUGCUGCUGUCGCUGCUGCUGCUGCUGUUUCAGACCUGCAUUCCAGCCUCCUGGGGCCUGCAGUGCAUGCUGUGUGGGAGGACCGGGAAGUGCCAGGUGGAAGAGUGUGCCCCGGGCCAGGACCUCUGCAGGACCACGGUCAUGCGCAUGUGGGAAGGUGACGAGCUGGAGGUGGUGGAGAGAGGCUGUGCUCACCCAGAGAAAAGCAACAGGACCAUGAGCUAUCGGACAGGCGUGAAGAUCAUCACUCUUACGGAGGCCGUGUGUGGGUCUGACUUGUGCAACCGACCCAGAGCUGGUCUGCCUCCCACCUUUCCCCGAACCCGAAGCCGUUACCUUGAAUGUGUUUCCUGCGCCUCAUCAGACCUGAGCUGUGAGAGAGGCUGGGUCCAGAGCCUGCAAUGCCGCAGCCCUGGAGAACAGUGCCUGGAGGUGGUGACCCACCGGACCCUGGAAGGCAGUCCAAGGGAUGAGCACCACACCCGCGGCUGUGGCAACCUUCCUGGCUGCCCAGGCCCCACCGGCUUCCACAACAACCACACCUUCCAUUUCCUGCGGUGCUGUAACACCACCAAAUGCAACGGGGGUCCAGUUGUGGAGCUUCAAAACCUGCCUCUGAAUGGCCUCCAGUGUUACAGCUGUGAGGGGAACAGCACCCAUGGAUGUUCCUCGGAAGAGACUUCCCUGACUGCCUGCCGUGGCCCCAUGAGUCAAUGUCUGGAAGCCACUGGCAGUAAUGGCCUGGGCAACCCAAGCUACACAGUGAGAGGCUGUGCAACCCCCUCAUGGUGCCAAAGUCUCCACGUGGCUGAAGCCUUCAGCCUGACCCAUCUCAACGUCUCCUGCUGUUCUGGAAAUGGCUGCAACCAUCCAGUCCUGGAUCGCCAGCCACGCACGGGGGGUGCCGCCCAGCGUGGUCCUGCCCACCUCAGCCUCACCGUCACCCUGCUUAUAAGUGCCAGACUAUGGGGGGGCACUCUCCUCUGGACCUGAAGCCCACACUCCCCCUGCCCUGGCUGGAUCCAGGGGAACCCUUUGCCCUUCCCUCGGCUUCCAGCGCUGCAGAAUUGCUGUGUGACCUCAGGCCAGUGUGGUGCCCUCUGUGGGUCUCAGCCAUCCCAGCUGUCAAGACACCUGUCUCACAGAGUUGCAGAACCAGAGGAGAAAAGCUGGAGAUAGGCUGCAGGCCAGCGGGAGAGGUCUUGUCACAUUAGUAUUGUUGCACCAUCGUUGUUAUUAUUAAUUAAUAUUUGUUUUAUUUAAUAUUUUAUACUGAAGUAAAGAUUUUUAUACCAGUGAACAAGGCCCGAUCUUCCCGUCUCUGUAGCAUCUAUCUUUGGGAGGAUGAAGGCGGGGCAGGGGCACCUUUCCUGGAAUCAGGGGUCACACUGCAGGACCGAGGCAUUUGAGGCCCUAGCCUUGGGAAUGAUCCCAUGUAGACUCCCACCCAAAGCCACCUCCACAUCGAUUUGUGGGCUCCAACUCGCUCACCCAAGCACUCACCUUCCAGUCUCUUCUCCCGAGCUCCAAAAGGUCAAGACUACUUUGUUGUUCUAAGGAGCAGCAUCUGCCUCUCCCAGGGAGCUCUGAGACAGGAGAUGAAUGGGAGGGUUACUCUGAUGGCCGGAGCUCCCUGGAGGCACUGCAGUGAGGAAUAAGGACAGGAUUACAUCUCCACUGAUGCCCUGGUGGCAGGAGAUAGAGGCUGGGUUAUAUUUCCUAGGAUGCCUUCAGACUGACCGAGAAAAAGACACAAAUAUCAUCUCAAUGGCACUCUGGGGGCACCACAUUGAAGAAUCCCAUGCUUGCUGAGGCAAACCCGUAGAGACAAAAUUACAUUCCCCAGCACCCUAUGGCUAAUGAACAAAA